This is a messenger RNA of Phalaenopsis equestris, 2317 nucleotides long. RefSeq lists its product as uncharacterized. Lineage: Eukaryota; Viridiplantae; Streptophyta; Magnoliopsida; Asparagales; Orchidaceae. The record is from RefSeq and is a predicted model, not a curated record. The transcript has 10 exons. Bases 24 to 2171 code for a protein of 715 amino acids.
UGUUUCUUUUUUAAAGGCCAUCCAUGGCCUGGCGAGAGAGAGAGAGAGAGCAAGAACCAGAAAAGAAGAUAGCAGGAAGGCUUACAGAUAUGGAAGAGACGUCGACAGUAGAGCACAUUAAUGGUUUCUCGACCAUUGCCAAUUCAGUUAUCCAUCGUUGUUGCAAGAUUUUGCUCAUUUCAACUGAUAAGUUGCUGCAGGAUUUUGAGAAUGAACUUCCUGACUGUGUCAAAUUUAAUUCAAAAUAUGUUCGGAAUAUCAUAGAAUUUUGCUCUUAUAAGACCCUUCAUAUGAUCAUUAAACAACCAGAUCUUCUUGGCGACAAAGCGAUUAGACACUUAAUGUUUGAGAUGAUGCUUGCAUGGGAAACGCCGGACACAAAGAGUGAAGCAUUACUACAAGAAUCCUCUUUCCUUAAGCAUCCAAGAAUUGAGGAGGAAGAUGGUGGAUCAUUUUUCUAUAUAAGUGCUACAAGCAUGGCCGUCCAGGUGGAUUACAAAAAUACUGUUGGCUUAGAAGCCUUUGCCAAAAUAGCUCCUGCUUGUCCUGCAAUAGCCGAUUCAAUCACUGUCCACAAUCUUUUUGAUGCACUAACAAGCUCUUCUGGUAGGCAACUACAUUUACUGAUAUAUGACAAGUAUCUCAAAUGCCUAAACAAAGUGCUCAAUUCUGCACGAUGUCUCACAGGACCAACAUCAAUUUCAUCUCUUCAACUCGCUCAAGAAGAAAUUAUAUUAGAUUUUGAUGGCACAGUGCCCACUAAUUUAGUUCUGCAACAUAUUGGAAUGUCCACAUCACCUGGAAGGUUAACAUUGACCAACCGUGCUCUUUACUUUGAGCGAUUUGGGGUUGGUUCAUAUGAGAAAGCUAUUAAGUAUGACUUGGCAAACGAUUUCAAGCAGGUGGUAAAACGUGAACUGACUGGGCCAUGGGGAGCUCAUCUCUUUGAUAAUGCUGUGAUGUACAAAGCAAGCUCUCUAACAGAGCCUAUCUUUUUCGAGUUUCCUCAAAUCAUUGGGCAUUCAAGAAGAGAUUACUGGCUAGCAAUCAUCCGGGAAGUUUUAUAUGCUCAUAGAUUUAUUAGAAAAUUCAAUCUCAAACAGUUUCAAAGGGAAGAAGCUCUUUCAAUGGCCAUUUUAGGCAUUUUCAGAUUUCGUGUUACAAAAGAUAAUUUUCAUGUUAUUCCCUCGCAAUUUAGGACUACACUCUUGUUUAACUUAGCAGAAAAACUUCCAAAAGGAGACAAGAUAUUAGAAGCUUUGUAUAAUCAUUUGGAACUUUUGUUUGCUCGAUCUCAUGACUGUGAUGCCAUUGAGGAUUCACAUAAUGGUCCAUUCCCAUUCACUUUGUAUGCGCUCUGUAAAUUGGGAUUUAAGUUAUUACGGAGCGAACAAUGGCCCGAAGAAAGAGAGAAUUUACACAGGGAUGUUCAUGUGGGUGAGAUAAGUUCAUUACAAAAGGCUGUCAAGAAAACAAUUCUGUAUUCUGGCAGGGCUGAGGCUGCACAAGCAACAUUGGAUCAGGUUAAAAUGGAAGAUAUUGAUACUAAUUUAGCUGUGAUAAAGGAAUUACUUUUUCCAGUGUUUGAAUUAGGCAAGUGGCUCUAUUCUUUAACAGAAUGGCAGGACAACUUAAAGUCAACUUUGUUUUUGCUUUUCAUCUUAUAUAUUAUGUACAGAGGUUGGAUUUGGCACAUAUGGCCCGGGGUUUUCUCAUCCCUUUCAUUGGUUAUGCUGUGGAACAAGUAUUACAGAAAGGGGAGACAAAUUGAAGCAUUUAGAAUCGCAAUACCUCCUAAUAGAAGCACAGUUGAACUGCUUCUGACACUACAGGAAACUAUUUCACAGUUGGAAACGUGCGUCCAAACAGGGUGCAUAGUUCUUCUCAAGCUGAGAGCUAUUCUAUUGGCAGCAUUUCCCCAGAGCACGAACAAAGUGGCGUAUACAUUGAUAGCAAUUGCUGUAAUAUUCAUGACUGUGCCCAUGAGGCACUUGGUCAUGAUGCUGUUGCUUGAAUUUUAUACGAGAGAGAUGCCGCUGAGGAAGAAGAGCAGUGAGAAGCUGAUAAGAAGAAUAAGGGAGUGGUGGGUGCGCAUUCCGGCAGCGCCUGUUCAUCUCAUCAAACCUCCACUUGCCAGGAAAUCAAAGCCAAGCAAAACUACUUCAAACUAGCUUUCUUUGGCUAUAUAUGUUUCCUUAAAUAUAUAAUAUAUAGCCAUUUAUGGACAUCUUUAGCAACUGCUGCUUCUAUCAAAUUGUAUAUGAGUGAUGUGCAGUUGCAGAAGUAAAGAAGAUCAGUGAAAAACACUUUUAAGUUC